GUGGGGACUGCAUUGAUACUAAGCCAGGUGUUGAAGUCUUCUGUGUUUGUAACAUGGUCUCCAGCAGAGGACACUGAGCUGGUUCCUGGCUGAAUUUUUCUCAGCAUUGUGCCACCUUUUGUCCACAGAGGUACGUGGUUGUCUAAUAUGUGAACCUUCCUAAUGGUUUGGUUGCACAAGAGUCCAUAGAGUAUUUAUAUGAACAUCAUUGUAAUAUAUUGUUUAAAAGUCUUGUCCUCUACAGUAAAAGUAUUUUUUUUAAGCCUGGAUGAACCUCCCUGUCCCUCCCCAUGGACCAGGUACGAGCUGCAACCCAACACGGCACAGUCCUAUUACUACAUCUAAAAUUUCAUUGCAGUUUUAUUUAGGUUUUUGGCUCUUGAGACACAAGAUCUGUAAACGAAAAACAACAAGUUGCUGGUCCUCCUUCACGUUGCCAGGAAACAGCGGCUGCCCUGUGAUGUCAUGGCCGCGUAGCGUGAGCGCCAUGGUGACAUCCGAGAAUCUUCCCUUGGGAGUCUCAGUUGGUCACUUCCUUCCAGCUGGGGGUCCAGCAGGACAGUCUAGCUGCUAAGGUAGAUGGCUUCUACAGAAAAAAUUACCGAAACUGAGGAAAAAGAAUUUAAAAUGGAGCUUUCCUCAUCGGAAACUUCAUGUGAUUCUGUUCAGGCCACGGGAGUUGAUUCGUCAGGUUCAACUUCCUCUCUCCAUGAAGCCUGCGAGAAAAGAGCAGCUCAUGAUGCUGCCUUUGGACCUCCAGUAGAAGAGAGGUCUUUACAAACUUCGACUAAGCAACCCUGGUCUAAAGGAGACUGUGUGAACUGCUCUGAGGAGAGCUCUAGCAAAGGCAAUGCCCCCACAUGCUUUCGCUUUCUAAAGAGGCUCUGGGCUGUUACUGAAAGCAAUCGGUUUGAGUCCAUUUGGUGGGGUGACAAUGGAAAGUGCAUAGUGAUUAAUGAAGAUCUGUUUGAAGAGGAGGUGCUCGCAAGGAGAGACCGCCUGAAGAUUUUUGAAAGUGAGACCAUGAGAAGCUUCACUGAUCACCUCCGUCAGCACGGAUUCACCAGAAAGCUGGGGACUUUUCCAAAAUCGGGCUCGCGCAGUGACCUGCUAGCAGAAGAGGCAGCUAGGGAGUUUCACUUCUACUACAACCCAAAUUUUAGAAGGCACUUUCCAUAUCAACUAAUGAAGUACAAGCAAAGACUUGGUCCAAAAAAUCAAGCGCCAGCAGGAUUUUCGCCGGACAAGGAUUUGCGUGCGGGCCGCCAGAAAAGAAAACGACGUUUUGAGCUUACACUGGAAACCAUUCCCGAGGACGAGACCUGUGUGUUCACAGCAAGCCCAAGGAAGCGCCCUGCCCGGGCAGUCGCCCAAGUCAGACGUGCGUCUCCAUGGGCACGUACCGCUCCCUGCACCGCUCCCUGCAGCAGCAACGGGGGAGAAGCUCAGUCCUCCCAACACAUCCCUGUUGCUGCAGCCCGGCGGCCCUGGCGCGGCACCUCCCACCUCUCCAGCCGUGGUGGCUGCAGCCGCUGCUCCCUCUGUGCCAAGGCCACCCCAGUUCCAGGGUCCUCUGCUGACAAGCAAUCCUUGCAGUAAGAUAUUGAGCACUGAAGCCAUUUCCUUCAUUUUCCUAAUGAAUUCAAGAGUUAAACUAUUGAGGUCAGUAGCGGCAUUAGGUUCCAGAUGAUCUGAGAGAGAACUCAAAAUACUAGUUUUUUUUCUUCUGAUGUAUUGGGAAAAUAUACCCUUUUAGAAGUAGCGAGUGACAUAGAAUUUACCUUAGGAAAAAAAAAAAAAAAAAGCACUAUAACACUAUUCCUCUGUUUCAUGAAGAAAACAGGUUCAAGAUGGUUGUGUGAGUUGUAUAUGCUGCAAUCACCCAUCAAUUCUACUUCACAGUGGCGGUCUGUAAUGCCAAAUUUGAAGACAUCACUUCCCCAAAAUAUCUUUUUGCACCUGUUGGCUUUAGAAUGGCUUGGCUUCAGCCUUGUAUCUAGCUUUUUCCUAGAAACACAUGACUAAUGUCAGUUGAGGACCCGAAUUUAUUCAAUCUUCUCUCAGACAAAAAUCUUGCUGGCUUCCAGAAGACUGUCGUUGGCAUUGGGUGUGCAGUACUGUUCCCCUUCAGUAUGAAAAAGAGCAAUGCUUUUCAUUCACAAUAAAAUGUAACAAAAUAAAAUGUCUUUAAACAAA
This is a messenger RNA of Columba livia (rock pigeon), 2196 nucleotides long. RefSeq names its product heat shock transcription factor, Y-linked-like. Gene Ontology annotation, biological process: regulation of DNA-templated transcription. Lineage: Eukaryota; Metazoa; Chordata; Aves; Columbiformes; Columbidae. Bases 580 to 1599 code for a protein of 339 amino acids. The record is from RefSeq and is a predicted model, not a curated record. The transcript is spliced from 2 exons. Gene Ontology annotation, molecular function: DNA-binding transcription factor activity; sequence-specific DNA binding.